UAUUCCCAGUCUCCAGCCAUGAGUGACGGGGUUGAUAUUCUACAGGCUCAGCUUGCCACUACACCACUAAGCUCCUCGGACGAGCUGGAGAACUCAGGCCGAAGUAUACCGGUGAAGCUUCAACGGACUGGCCAAGCAGGCCAGUACCUCAUCACUGCCGAGGAUACUGAGUUACUGCGAGAAAUACUGUUCCACAGUAUUGAAAAGGGCAAAACUGGCUCAGAGAAGCGCCGUUUUCGCUUUCGAGAUCUCAAGUACACGCGGCAAAGAAGUACUUUCGACCGUCAGAAUCCGAAGAUCAGCUCAUCAGAGUUCCAUGGAUUAUUCACUCUGUUCUGGCUCGGCGUGGCUAUGCUGUUGGUGAAAGUCGCUGCUAACAACUGGAGAACUCACGGCACCAUCUUUGGUAAGAAUGAGAUUGUCAAGUUGAUGCUCCAUAAAGACGUUUUGGUCCUUGGCUUGACCGAUUUCGUUCUUUGCUGGUCGACGUUCUUUUGUCUCGCGCUCCAGAACGUGAUUCUCCAAGGCUACGUGCGAUGGAGUGGAAUGGGGUGGGUCAUUCAAAAUGUUUGGCAGACAGCAUAUCUUGCGGUCGCUAUUUGGUGGACAUACCAUCGCGACUGGCCAUGGACACAUACUGUCUUUAUAGUAAUCCAUGCAUUGACGAUGUUGAUGAAGCAACAUAGCUAUGCCUUCUACAACGGCUACUUGUCGGAAUUGUACCGAAAACGAGAGCUGUUGAACAUUCGGCUGAAACAACUGGAAAAACAUAGCAGCAAGAACUCUGUAUCUACUGGCCAGACUUCUGCUUUACAAACAGGUUUCAAUUCUGAAAUCACCAAUCUAGAAGUCUCUCAAAAUUACCGUCGGCGCUCCAUCGACACGCAGGGCUUCCAAGAUUCCCGUGGCCCGGACCAGCUUCUAUCGCUUGCUGAAUCUAUCGAGAAGCGGACCCCACUGGAACCUGCCCAGAUCGUAUCUCUCAAAACCUUGCUGGAACAAGAGGUGGAACUUUUGACCGAAGGGCUUCGAGGCCAGUCUUCUCCCGCUAAUUAUUCCAGCCACUAUCCUCAAAACUUGACUGUGGGCAACUUCUGUGAUUUUGUAACUCUGCCCACGCUUGUGUAUGAGCUUGAAUAUCCACGAACUGAGCGAAUUGACUGGCUCUAUGUCGCCGAAAAGACGGCCGCUACCUUUGGCACCAUCCUGGUCAUGAUUGUCGUCUCCCAGUACUGGAUCUACCCGGUGGUUAUGAAAACCUUACGCAUGAAGGAGGAACUAACACUAUACGAGAGACUGCAGGAAUUUCCCUGGGUUCUUAGCGAUUUGAUUUUCCCCUUCAUGAUGGAGUACAUUUUGGCCUUCUACGUGAUCUGGGAGUGUGUGCUCAAUGCCAUCGCCGAGGUCACGAAGUUUGCAGAUCGUGGAUUCUACGCAGACUGGUGGAACACCGUUUCAUGGGACCAGUUUGCGCGCGACUGGAACCGCCCCGUACACAGCUUUCUGCUACGGCAUGUGUAUCACAGCGCGAUCAGCUCAUUUUCCCUGUCACGCAACUCAGCUAGCUUGAUGACUUUCUUCCUAUCUGCAUGUGUUCAUGAACUCAUCAUGCUGUGCAUUUUCCGGCGUCUUCGCGGUUAUUUGUUGAUUCUCCAAAUGUUCCAGCUGCCACUCGUCUCACUGAGCCGGACUCGUUUGAUGCGAGGCCGCAAACUCGUAGGCAAUAUCUUUUUUUGGCUGGGUAUUUUCACGGGCCCAAGUCUGCUGUGCAGUUUGUAUUUGAUUAUUUAG
Messenger RNA from Penicillium taxi, 1791 nucleotides. RefSeq names its product Sterol O-acyltransferase ACAT/DAG/ARE. The transcript has 4 exons. Gene Ontology annotation, molecular function: ergosterol O-acyltransferase activity. The record is from RefSeq and is a predicted model, not a curated record. Gene Ontology annotation, biological process: ergosterol metabolic process. Lineage: Eukaryota; Fungi; Ascomycota; Eurotiomycetes; Eurotiales; Aspergillaceae. Gene Ontology annotation, cellular component: endoplasmic reticulum membrane. The annotation marks the transcript as partial.